Salmo salar (Atlantic salmon) is the source of this 6447-nucleotide messenger RNA. Its product is annotated as neuropilin-1a. Gene Ontology annotation, biological process: neural crest cell migration; axon guidance; sprouting angiogenesis. The record is from RefSeq and is a predicted model, not a curated record. Gene Ontology annotation, cellular component: plasma membrane; axon; focal adhesion. Gene Ontology annotation, molecular function: vascular endothelial growth factor binding; vascular endothelial growth factor receptor activity; semaphorin receptor activity. NCBI's taxonomy places the organism in Eukaryota, Metazoa, Chordata, Actinopteri, Salmoniformes, Salmonidae.
GUCUGACUGGAAGUCUGCAAGUGAGACGGAGUCUCGGGAAAAGAACGCAGACCUCAGAUUUUAAAGAGAGAGGGGCGUCCAUAGGUUGGGCUAUGCAUAUUCGUAAUCAAACCAAUCAGAGACCUCUGAGAUUUAGGCUCGAUCAACCAGGCUGAAGCAGGCAGCACAGCCGCUCAAAAGAAGAAAAGCGGUCGCAAUUUAGGGGUUGUAUCCAUCGUUUUAAGCCUCUAUUAUGGCAAUGACUUUCGCCAGAUGUUAGUAUUACUAGUUCGUGUCUUGUCAGAUUUGAGAAUCAGCAGAGCGCGAAGGGGAACAACGCGAGCUUGAUUUGCUAAUGUGCCCACUUUUGAAACGAAUAUCACCACCACUGCUGCUUACUCUCAAUAUUUCUUUCCAUUUAGCGCCGACGGAUUACCUCGUGCCUGGUCAUCGUUUCCAAGGAGUUGAAACGGGAGUGGUGCUGGUGCCGGGGAUUUCUACUUAUUCUUUUACUCGCUCCGACUACUUGUGUGGAGGAAAUGGCAACGCCAGUGUUUGAGAGAGGACCCCAACUGGAAGAGAGAGGAAACCGGACCUGAAUGACAGGAUACAGCAGCCGACCUGAGACAUAUCCAGACACAUUUCAACUGCUUUAGUCAAGACACUUCUGCUUUAUUUGUUUUCUUUCGGCCUAAGCUUGAAAAUAAGGAAGAAUAACAGGACCUGAAAAACCUUGGGAGGAGUUUUAUUUCGUUUUUCCUCAUUUUAUUUUGUUUCUAACAAAACAAGGAUGCAUUGUGGAUUAGUGCUGUUCCUCUUAAUGGGAAUCUUCUUCGUCGCUGAGGCUUUCAAAAAUGACAAGUGUGGGGACAACAUCAGAAUAACGAAUGCGAAUUACCUCACCUCGCCUGGCUAUCCGACAUCAUAUUUGCCAUCUCAGAAAUGCGUUUGGGUGAUAACAGCGCCUGGACCUCACCAAAGAAUUCUAAUCAACUUUAACCCGCAUUUUGAUCUCGAGGACAGGGAGUGCAAGUAUGACUAUGUGGAGGUGCGUGACGGCGUGGAUGAGAAUGGUCAGCUGGUGGGGAAGUACUGUGGGAAGAUCGCCCCGUCACCCGUGGUGUCUUCUGGGAACCAGCUCUACAUCAAGUUUGUGUCCGACUACGAGACCCAUGGAGCAGGCUUCUCCAUCCGCUAUGAGGUCUUCAAAACAGGUCCGGAAUGUUCCAGGAACUUCACGUCUAACAGCGGGGUGAUAAAGUCACCUGGUUUCCCGGAGAAGUAUCCCAACAACCUGGACUGCACCUUCAUGAUCUUCUCCCCCAAGAUGUCCGAGAUCAUCCUGGAGUUCGAGAGCUUUGAGCUGGAGCCUGACACCACUCCUCCCACCGGGGUCUUCUGUCGAUACGAUAGGCUAGAGAUCUGGGACGGCUUCCCUGGAGUUGGUCCGUACAUUGGGCGGUACUGUGGUCAGAAUACCCCUGGUCGUAUCAUCUCUUAUACGGGCAUCCUGGCCCUGAUAAUCAACACAGACAGUGCCAUCGCCAAGGAGGGCUUCUCUGCCAACUUCACUGUGUUGGAACGGACUGUGCCAGAAGACUUUGACUGUUCAGACCCGUUGGGUAUGGAGUCAGGGGAGAUAGCAUCAGAGCAGAUCGUAGCUUCGUCCCAGUACAACCCUGGCUGGUCCCCGGAGCGAGCCAGACUCAACUACUAUGAGAACGCAUGGACACCAGGAGAGGACAACAACAAAGAGUGGAUACAGGUGGACUUGGGUUUCCUCCGGUUCGUGUCGGCCGUCGGAACACAGGGGGCCGUUUCCCAGGAGACGAAGAAGACCUACUGGGUCAAGUCCUACAAGGUGGACGUCAGCUCUAACGGAGAAGACUGGAUCACACUGAAGGAGGGUUCAAAACAGAAGGUUUUCCAAGGGAACACCAACCCCACUGACGUCGCCAGGACGAUGCUUCCCAAACCCACGCUCACCCGCUUCAUCCGGAUCCGGCCCGUCGCCUGGGAAACAGGCAUCGCUCUGCGCUUCGAGGUGUACGGCUGUAAAAUAUCAGAGUAUCCAUGUUCAGGCAUGCUUGGCAUGGUAUCGGGCCUAAUCACUGAUGCCCAGAUCACAGCUUCGUCCCACACGGACCGGAGCUGGGUACCCGAGAACGCCCGCCUGCUGACCAGCCGCUCCGGGUGGACCCUGCUGCCCCAGCCCCAGCCCUUCACCUCAGAGUGGCUACAGGUGGACCUGGGGGAGGAGAAGCUGGUACGAGGGCUCAUCAUCCAGGGAGGGAAACACAGAGAGAACAAGGUGUUCAUGAAGAAGUUCAGACUGGGAUACAGUAACAACGGAUCUGAUUGGAAGAUGGUCCAGGACGCCAGCGGCAACAAGCCAAAGAUUUUCGAGGGGAAUCAGAACUACGAUACACCAGAGCUGAGGACCGUGGAGCCCUUGCUGACCCGAUACAUCAGGGUUUACCCAGAGAGGUCCACCCCUGCUGGGAUGGGCCUGCGUCUCGAGCUCCUGGGCUGUGAGAUCGAAGCUCCCACAAUCCCCCCCACCACGCCGGCCCCCACCACCGCCCCAUCAGACGACUGUGAUGAUGACCAGGCCAGCUGCCACAGUGGAACAGGUGAUGACUACGAAGUGACAGGUGGAACCACAAUGCCAGAGGCUAUGACAGAUGUGGACACCAUCCCAGCAUUCCUGUGGUUUGCGUGUGACUUUGGCUGGGCCAACGACCCCUCGUUCUGCGGUUGGACCUCAGAGGACAGCGGCUUCAGAUGGCAGAUACAGUCCAGCGGCACGCCCACGCUCAACACUGGACCCAACAUGGACCACACAGGUGGAUCUGGUAAUUUCAUCUACACCCUAGCGACAGGCGCCCAGGAAACGGAGGUUGCUAGGCUGGUCAGUCCAGGGGUAACAGUCGGUCAGUCUGACCUGUGCGUCUCGUUCUGGUACCACAUGUUUGGCUCGCACAUCGGCACGCUACACAUCAAACAGAGGAAGGAGACGGUGGACGGCAUGGCCGACAUACUUCUGUGGACCGUGAGCGGUCACCAGGGCAACCGCUGGAGAGAGGGACGCGUGCUGGUGCCGCACUCCAGUAAACCCUAUCAGGUGGUGAUUGAAGGGUUGGUGGAGAGGAAGAGCUGGGGUGAUAUCGCUGUGGACGAUAUCAAGAUCCUGGACAAUCUGAACAUGGCUGACUGCAAGGAUCCUGAUGUUCCUACAGAGCCCAUGCUGCCUGAAGACAGAUUCAAUGAAAUCAUUGUGGACAUCACAGACUUCCCUGAGAUCGUGGAGAACAAUGAGAUCCUGAACGGUGUCAGUGGCGGGGCAGGUAACAUGCUGAAGACACUGGACCCUAUCCUCAUCACCAUCAUCGCUAUGAGCGCCCUAGGGGUCUUCCUGGGGGCCAUCUGUGGGGUCGUCCUCUACUGUGCCUGCUCACAUGGCCACAUGGCUGACAGGAACUUAUCCGCUCUGGAGAACUAUAACUUUGAGCUGGUGGAUGGAGUCAAGCUAAAGAAGGACAAACUCAAUUCACAGAACUCAUACACAGAGGCGUGAAUAGGAAGGGGGAAGUGAGACGUGCGUGUGGGGAGUGCACAAGACUGUAGGCAUAGCCAAGACUCAAUAAGUUGCCGGGCCUAAAGGGACUGCCGGAAGCCUCUCAUCGGAGAAGGCCCAGGUUCAGGAACCAAUGGGAGGUUGUGACUGAUCCAUUGCUUUUCUCAGGAGCUGCAGUAACAGGAACCUACCAGUAGGGGGCACUGUGUACAAAAAUAAAUACAGGAGAAAAAAUCUGUACAGAUGAUUAGAUGAUUAUUUUAAUUUUUCUAUUUGAUUUUCAUUCAUUUUUACAAUCGGAUGCUGGUGUUGAGACCAAUUUAAUGAUUAUAAUGUUUAAAGUAUUUAUCAUUUUCUGGGAGGAAAAAAACAUUUAGUUAUUAUUAUUUUACAUCAAAGUUGUUAUUUUUGUGUUGAAAGAGAAGUAUCAAAAUCCAAAAUGAACCAUAACUGACUAUGUUGUUGGUUGAACUGCCACUGCCCUCUGCCUCUGUCUGCAGGUGCGGAUCAGAGGUUAAGGGUUACGGUCACUCCCCUUGGCAGUAGAUGGUUCUGACAGUGCCUUUAAUACAUCUUAGUUGCCAUUUUUUCCUCCACUAAGUUCUGACAAAGUUCUGACAACGUUAUGAUAAUGAUCUGAAAACUAAAGCAGGGGCUUUAAAUUAGCUAAUAAUCAAGUCUGCAAAACAUGAUCCAAUCCCUCCAUGGCGCUUUUCUCUCUCUGUCCCAGACACACAUAAUAUUGUACAUAAGUUUUAAUAUAUUUUAAUGCCCUUUUUUAAGAAAGUAAAAGGUAAAAAAAAAAAAAAAGCUGCAGUAUCCCUUUUUUCAAUGGGUUGUGUGUUGUAAAUACAAUCGUUUGACUGUUGUUGUGAAGAGUGAAGUGUUGUGGUUUUAUUGUUUCAUUUCGUUGCUCUCCAGAAGAGAGAGCAGACUCUGUGUGCUGUGUGAAGAUAGGCCGCUGUUAUGACAAUUCAGUGCACAUUCAAAGGAGACUUGCUUGUUCAAUCUGACCGACCAGUCAAUGUCAUCUACGUUUUCUAGAUGCAAUCCACUUCAUGACACCAUGGAGGGGACAACGAAGAAGUUAUCAUAAACACAAAUGAAAAAAGACAAACAGUUGUAUUCAUGUUAUUAACUUUUAUACACUAACUAACAUAUGGCAGCCACACACCCCUAUCCUCCUCCCCUCACACAGGGUCUGUCCUCUUUUCUCAUAUCAACAGCAGCAGUAGAGGAAGAUAUAUGGAAUGUCUGUCUGCCAGCAUACCAAAAAACAACCAUUGCUUUUGCUUUGCUUUAGCUGUAUGAGUUGACCAGUGGAGUUGACCACCUCCAGUUCCAUAGGUAUGGGGUAGCAGGUAGUCUAGCGGGUAAGAGUGUUGGGGCAGUAACUGAAAGGUUUCUUGUUCGAAUCCCUGAGCUGGCAAGGUGGAAAAAUCUGCUGUUCAAAACAACUGUGUGCCGUGGAUGUCGAUUAAGGCAGCCCCCUUCAGAGGGCUUUAAUGCACAAGACACAUUUUGGUUGAAUGCAUUCAGUUGUGCAACUGACUAGGUAUCUCCUUUCCCAGGCAUCUGUGGAUUGUCCUACAAAAAAAACAUUGCAACUUAGAAUGCACUUUGUCAUUCAACAUCUAAAUCCUCACUAGAGUGAUUUAGGCAGGGGAGGGCUUACUGAAGAAUGGCUUUCACAACUGGCUUUCACAUUCACACAGCAGGCUAGAUUUUCAUAAUCAUGAUCAUAGGUUUGUAUUGUGUUGUCACAUAUUGGACACACUACGGCCUAGGUUUACAUCUAUAAAACGUGUAGCAGCCAAAUGUUGUGAUGUCAGGGCCGAUGUCAUGAGGGAAGGACGCUGGUACAGAGCUAAGCGGACGAGUGAUGUCAUCACGCAUGGCGAAUCAGGUCACUCGCCCUGUUGUCUUUACCAAAGGAUGAUUGGAUACCUUUUCUACUUGGGGAGGGGUUUGUGAUCAGCACACUACUACUGGACGGUCCGCAGCCUUUCAACCACAUCCACACCUUUUUCAAUGAACGUUCACAGGAAAUUGACCUCUUGCGUUGCACUGACUGGAAUGGACUCCCGGCAAUUUCAAAAAGGGGAAGGUGGGUUGACUAUAAACUGCAAUGUUUGAUGGUUCAUUUUUAUACAUGUUUUUCAGCUGAAGUUGCAUAUCUUGCGUCAAUGUGAACUCUGAAAUCUCUUGAGACCUACCGAUGGAUCUAGCAAUGCUCCAAAAGAGUUAUGGAUGGGGAAGUAAAGGUCUAAGGAGGACUUGACCAUUGGAAAAGCCCAUUGGAUUUUCUACACCACAACAAUCAGAGACAUAAUGAUGUUGAACAGGAGGACAUCUGCUAUAUCCGUGUACUAUGUCGUGUGCUGUGGUGAACACAUGCUCAGCUUGGCUUUUGUUCAUUUCAGGUUUGAUGUCCCACUUUGCAAUGCUUACUGUUUUGUGCAUUCAGCUUUGAGGACAGUAUCCUCAUUCUGGUAACUAGAGAAAAGGAUACUGUAGGGUGGAAACUAAAAAGAAACAAUGUUGCACUGAUAAAUAUAUUUAAGGAGUUUGUGUUUAUAGCAUUAAUUUGUAAAGAAAAUCUAAAACUGAAAAAAACUGUGUUCAUUUUCUUUCUUCUUUUUUAUAGUUUCAGAUUGUGAUAUAAUUCAGAAAUGUACAAAUUGAGAUGUUUUCAUUAUUGAAAAAGGUAUACAAAAUUCCUAUAGUUAUGUCCCCAUUUACCUGGAUUAUUAUCGCUUCGUUUUGUACUGUCAUUCAAAUUUUGUGCACAUUUUUUUUACCAAAAAAAAAAUACUUUUAUUUUCAAUACUGCUUCUGUAAUUUGCUGUUGUAGGAAAAGAUUAAUAAACAGCAAGCCUUAAAAAGAAAAA